AUGUGUGACAUGGGAGGCCUCGAUAACCUGGUGCAAAACACCGCCUAUCUCAAAGCCCAGGGUGGAGAUGACAAGGAGAUGAAAAAGCGGCGGCGGAGUCUGUCUCUGCCCAAGCCCGACCAGUGUGCAGCCGUACGCACCCAGGUGGAUAAGACCUUUGAGUUCCUCUGCGAGCAGCAGCCCGUGGGGAAGAAGUUCUUCCGUGAUUACCUGAAGCAGGCGUCCCCCGACUAUGUGUCCGCCGCAGAGUUUCUGGACGAUCUUACCGACUGGGAACUGUCACUGCCCGGCGCUGCCAGGGAUAAGGCCAAAACGAAUCUCAUCAACAAGUACUGUAAGGAGGGCUCCAAGAACUUCCUGAAGUUCUUGACUGGAGAUGCACUUGACAAAUGCAAAGCAGUAUCAGACAAGGACUUUGAUGAGGUCGUACCUUCCAAAGUGAAAGAUGGCACCAGAGAAUUCAUCAAGGGAAAGCCAUUCACGGAUUACCAGACCAGCCCAUUCUUUGACAAGUACUUGCAGUGGAAAGAAUUUGAGAAACAACCCAUCAGUGACAAAUACUUCUAUGAAUUCAGGACAUUAGGAAAGGGAGGCUUUGGAGAGGUAUGUGCUGUGCAAGUAAAAAACACAGGCAAGAUGUAUGCCUGCAAAAAACUGGACAAGAAGCGUCUGAAGAAGAAACAUGGUGAGAAGAUGGCCCUGCUCGAGAAGAAGAUUCUGGAAAAAGUCAACAGCCUGUUCAUUGUGUGCCUGGCAUACGCCUAUGACACCAAAGAGCACCUGUGUCUCACCAUGAGUUUGAUGAAUGGAGGAGACCUCAAGUACCAUAUCUACAGCAUCGGCGAGAAAGGUAUCGAGAUGGACCGCAUCAUCUAUUACACCGCCCAGAUCACCACUGGCAUCAUGCACCUGCACGCCAUGGACAUUGUUUACCGUGACAUGAAGCCCGAGAACGUGCUACUGGACAGCCUGGGCCAGUGCCGUCUGUCUGAUCUGGGUCUGGCCGUGGAGCUGCCAGCUGGAAAAACCAUCACCCAGAAGGCUGGUACAGGUGCCUACAUGGCCCCAGAGAUCCUGACCGACAUCCCAUACCGAACCUCAGUGGACUGGUGGGCCCUUGGCUGCAGUAUUUACGAGAUGGUUGCCGGCUACACCCCCUUCAAGGGGCCUGAAGCAGACAAGAAGAAGCUGGAGAAGGAGGAAGUCCAGAGGCGCAUCAUCAACGAAGAGCCCAAGUGGGAGCACAAGAACUUUGAUGCUCCCACUAAAGAUGUCAUCCAGCAGUUCCUCAAGAAGAAGAUCGAUGAGCGCCUUGGCAACAAGAACAACUGUGAGGACCCCAGGAAGCAUGAAUUCUUCAAGAGCAUCAACUUCCCCCGUCUGGAGGCUGGUCUGACCGAUCCCCCUUGGGUGCCCAAGCCCAACGUUGUGUACGCCAAGGACACUGGCGACAUUGCAGAGUUCUCCGAGAUCAAGGGCAUCGUGUUCGAUGACAAAGAUGACAAAUUCUUCAAGGAGUUUUCCACGGGCGCCGUGUCUAUCCCCUGGCAAGAGGAGAUGAUUGAAACCGGACUCUUUGACGAGCUCAACGACCCCAAUCGGAAAGAGUCCGCAGGUGGUCUCGACGAUGAGAAGAAAUCAGGCACCUGCACACUUCUGUGA
Molecule: messenger RNA, 1662 nt
Organism: Sardina pilchardus (European sardine)
Lineage: Eukaryota; Metazoa; Chordata; Actinopteri; Clupeiformes; Clupeidae
Gene: grk7a
Product: G protein-coupled receptor kinase 7a
Exons: 4
Coding region: 1-1662 (553 amino acids)
Biological process (GO): regulation of signal transduction; protein phosphorylation; signal transduction
Cellular component (GO): cytoplasm
Molecular function (GO): ATP binding; rhodopsin kinase activity
Source: RefSeq, a predicted model, not a curated record